Ananas comosus (pineapple) is the source of this 1266-nucleotide messenger RNA. RefSeq names its product sm-like protein LSM1B. NCBI's taxonomy places the organism in Eukaryota, Viridiplantae, Streptophyta, Magnoliopsida, Poales, Bromeliaceae. Gene Ontology annotation, biological process: deadenylation-dependent decapping of nuclear-transcribed mRNA. Gene Ontology annotation, cellular component: Lsm1-7-Pat1 complex; P-body. Gene Ontology annotation, molecular function: RNA cap binding. The transcript has 5 exons. The record is from RefSeq and is a predicted model, not a curated record. The coding region runs from base 376 to 762 and encodes 128 amino acids.
CGAGUUCGAGUCAAAAUCCCGACCCUCGCUCCCUCUUCCAAUCUCUUCUUCAUCGCCCUCUAUCCCUCUCCCUCUAAAUCGGAGGGACAAAGAAACCCUAGAAAUCUAAUCGGGGGGCGAAACCCUACCCCUCCUCUUCCUCCCGAUUCUUCUCGGAACCCUCCGCGGUCUCCCUCGCUGAUUCGGGUUUCUCCUUGGUUUGAUUCGGUAAAAAAUUUGAUCUUUUUCUUGUUUGUCGGGGGAUUUGGUGUGGGAUUGGCGAAGGGGAUUAGAAAUUGUGGGGAUUUGGUUGGGGCAUUGGAGAGGAAUCGAUCUCCCAAAUGCUCUUUUGUGAGGCGUUGGAGUGCGCAGAGAUCGAAAUUGGUGUGCUUCACGAUGUCUUGGGCAGGGCCAGAUGAUAGCUUCCUCUCGACCUCGCUCGCGAGCUUCCUCGAUAAGAAACUGAUUGUUUUGUUACGAGAUGGACGAAAGCUACUCGGUACUCUUUGUUCGUUUGAUCAAUUUGCAAAUGCUGUUCUUCUGGGUGCCUGUGAGCGAGUAAUUGUUGGGGAUCUGUAUUGUGAUGUUCCUCUUGGUCUAUAUGUAAUCCGUGGAGAAAAUGUUGUUUUAAUAGGAGAACUGGACCAUGAGAGGGAUGAGCUUCCUGCUAACAUGAAGAAGGUUUCAGAGGCAGAAAUAAGAAAGGCUGAGAAGGCAGAAAGGGAUGCGAAAGAUCUUAAAGGGACCAUGAGAAAGAGGAUGGAGUUUCUUGAUCUUGAUUAACCUCUCAUUCAAUUCAAUUCGCACUUAUGCUUCGUUUUUAGUACCUGUUACCACCGAGGCUGCGAUUUUUUAUGGCAGCUUCUCAUACAGGGGGGGUAUUGCGAAAGGCGAAAAAAGAAAACUUUUCCUUUUAGUUUCUCUGCUUCAAUCGUCGGCCAAAAUGGCUUCUAGAAAUACGGUGUAUUCUUACUUAUAAGUUUAAGUUGUGCUUGAAAGUCCUUUUGGUGUUGCUGUGUUUUGUUAGUUGCUGCUUAGCCUCGAAGGCAACAUUUUCAGCCCGAGGGGGAUCCAAGUACUUCCCGGUAGCUGUGUGCAAGUACUUAUAAUCCGUAAGUCAUACGUGUUCUGUUAAACGACGCAGGUGUAUUGCUGCUAUUUGUGGUGUUCAUCAUUUGAACCGAAGGUUUUGUUGCUGGAGAGUGAUGAAAACCAAUUGGAACAAUAAGAUUCAACUCUUGUGUUACUAUUUGGAUCUUAUUUAUUGUUCUCGUUUCACCAGAGUUA